AAUCUAAGUCUUAGCCCUCUCUUGUUCCCCACCGGCCCUAUCUUCUCUCUCGCUCUCCACCAUACCACCCCUCUCCUCUCUCUCUCUCUCAUACGUCCAAAUGAGAUCCACGGCAAGAUCGGCAAUGAGGAGAUCCAUGGCGAGCUUCAACGAGCAAGGAAGGAAAGGGGCCAAGAGAUCCACGGCGACCUUGGCGAGCUCAACAACGAGGAGAUUCACAGCGAGCUGCAGUGGUGGUGUGGCUAACCGCGGAGCGCACAGAGGCCACGGCGCUGCUGCAGUGGGGAGGCGAGGCGGUGCGAGCGGGAACAGGAGAGCAAGAUCCAUGUCACCUUCGAUGGCCCUUCUUGAAGAGAUCUGGCUCUCUUGCUCUUGCAGAUUCGAAGGGGAGCUCGACGGCCUUGAGCUCGCUGGUGAGGUUGGAGAUGAGGGGCAUGCAGCGGGCACAGUGGGUCCAGGGGCACGGGUGAGUUCUUUGUGUGAUGUUGAAUAUAUUUAUUUGUGUGAUGUUGAAUUGAGUCCAAGGGCGGAAUCAGUUCAUGUGAUGUUGAAUCGAUUCUCUUAUGUAAUUCUAUCAGUUUGUGGUAUGUUGAAUUAUUUUUGUGAUUUUGGAUUCUAUCAGUUUAGCUAAUAUUGAAUCAGCUUUGA
Messenger RNA from Phragmites australis (common reed), 648 nucleotides. RefSeq lists its product as uncharacterized. Bases 101 to 631 code for a protein of 176 amino acids. The transcript has 2 exons. NCBI's taxonomy places the organism in Eukaryota, Viridiplantae, Streptophyta, Magnoliopsida, Poales, Poaceae. The record is from RefSeq and is a predicted model, not a curated record.